This is a messenger RNA of Helobdella robusta, 3140 nucleotides long. RefSeq lists its product as hypothetical. Gene Ontology annotation, molecular function: 18S rRNA cytidine N-acetyltransferase activity; tRNA binding; ATP binding. The transcript has 27 exons. Lineage: Eukaryota; Metazoa; Annelida; Clitellata; Rhynchobdellida; Glossiphoniidae. Gene Ontology annotation, cellular component: nucleolus; 90S preribosome. The record is from RefSeq and is a predicted model, not a curated record. The coding region runs from base 1 to 2952 and encodes 983 amino acids. Gene Ontology annotation, biological process: rRNA acetylation involved in maturation of SSU-rRNA.
AUGUCCUCUCGAAAAAAAAUCGACAUUCGGUUUAAAACACUAAUUGAGAAUGGAAUUAUAUCCAAUCAUCGUUCAAUGUUUGUCGUCGUUGGAGAUAAAGGACGAGAUCAGAUCCCCAUCUUAUAUCACAUAAUGGUAAAGGCCACUGUGCAGUCCAUGCCGGAAGUUCUCUGGGCCUACAAGAAAGAUUUGGGUUUCAGCAGCAAUCGGAAAAAACGAAUGCAACUGAAAUCAAAAAAGUUAAAGUCGAAGACAAAAGACUUAAACGAUGAAGAUCCAUUUGAGAUAUUCAUCUCUACCACAAAAAUUCGCUACUGCUACUACGAAGAAACCCACAAAAUAUUAGGCAGAACAUUUGGAAUGUGUGUCAUUCAGGAUUUUGAAGGAAUCACUCCAAACAUCCUGGCUCGUACCAUUGAGACGGUGUCUGGGGGUGGCCUUGUCAUCAUUCUUCUACGAACUGUAAAAUCCCUAAAACAGCUUUACACUAUGACCAUGGAUGUCCAUUUAAGAUAUAGGACUGAGUCCCACCAAGAUAUCAUUGGAAGAUUCAAUGAGAGGUUCAUACUAUCUCUUGGCAAAUGCCCAGGUUGUUUGGUCAUCGAUGACCAGCUAAACAUUCUGCCCAUCUCGUCAUCAUCACUCAACAUCAAAGCACUACCGCCCAUAUCUGAAGAAUUGAAAUCUUUGACGUCAAAACUGAUGCAGGAUGCUGAGACAUCCUUAGUUGGCCAUCUUGUUGGCUGCUGUGCCACCACUGACCAGGGCAAAGCAGUUUUGAAAUUAAUUGAUGCAAUAGUGGACAGAAGUUUCCACUUCACCGUCGUCAUGACAGCAGCUAGGGGCAGGGGAAAGUCAGCUGCUCUGGGGCUCAGCAUGGCAGCUGCGGUUGCUUUUGGCUACUCCAACAUAUUUGUAACCGCACCAAGUCCCGAGAACUUGAAGACAAUGUUUGAGUACAUAUGCAAGGGCCUGACUGCUCUUAAAUAUUCGGAGCACCAAGAUUAUCAGCUGAAGUUCUCAUCCAACCUCGAGUUUAAUAAUGCAGUAGUUAGAAUCAACAUCUACAAAAAUCACAGGCAGACUAUUCAGUACAUAUCGCCGGAAGAUCACCAAAUGUUAUCACAGGCGGAACUGCUGUGCAUCGAUGAGGCAGCCGCCAUACCACUGUUACACGUCACGAAACUUCUAGGGCCCUACCUCGUCUUCAUGUCUUCUACUGUUAAUGGUUACGAGGGUACAGGCAGAUCGCUGUCCUUGAAAUUAGUCGAGAACCUUCGUCGGGGGUCAAAGUUUACAGAGGUCGGAGUCGAUGUCAACAAGAUAUCAUCAACUCUAAAGGAAAAAAAACUGCACGAGAUGGAGCUGAAAAUUCCAAUUCGAUACUCCGACAAGGACCCGAUAGAAGCCUGGCUAACUUCACUCCUCUGCCUGAACAUCACUAAUCAGACCGGGGGCAGAUCCUCUGAAAAAGAAAAGUCCAGUUUUCCAUUCGUUGGUACCUGUGAGUUGUUUGAAGUUAACAGGGAUACACUUUUUUCUUUCCAUGAAAAGACGGAGAUGUUCCUUCAGAAGAUCGUUUCUAUCUUUGUAUCAUCCCACUAUAAGAACAGUCCAGACGACAUUCAGCUGCUCUCGGACGCACCUGCCCACCACAUAUUCGUCCUCAUGGGAUCGAAUGCGCGGAAAAGCCCCAACCCUGACAUCCUUUGUGCCGUUCAGGUUGCCUAUGAGGGUGAAAUUUCAAAAGAAACCAUCUUGAAUGGCCUGAGACGAGGUCACAGAGGUGACGGGGACAUGAUUCCCUGGAUUGUCGAACAGGAAUUUGGUGAAAGAGAAUUCGCUAGAAAGUCUGGAGCUCGAAUCGUACGCAUCGCCACAAACCCUGAACAUCAAAGGAUGGGCUACGGUAUGAAGGCGUUACAGUUACUGCAAGAUUACUACGAGGGCAAGUUGUUGGACGUAUCUCUGAUUGAUGACGCAAACGGUGAUGACGCCAUGAAGGACCAUGCCAAUAGUGGCCAACAGCUUUUAGAAGAGCGCAUCGAGCCGAAGGAAAAACUCCCGCCCUUAUUAAUGGCCUUGAAUCAGAAGAGACCCGAAACCCUGGACUAUCUGGGGGUAAGCUACGGGAUUACCUACCCCCUCCUAAUGUUCUGGAAGAAGUUUGGCAUGGUCCCCGUUCAUGUAGGCCAGCAACGGAACGUCUUAACUGGAGAGCACAAUUGCAUAAUGUUGAAGAGGAUCAAUAAAAAUGAAAAAAAGAAGAAACCUGAUUGGCUGUCGGAAUUAUUUGCCGAUUUCACCCGUCGUUUCAUCUCUCUAUCAUCAUCUGACUUUCAAUCUUGGAAAGUUUCACUAUCAUUAGCCACACUUAACAACAAAAACGUCAUCUCAAAAGUUCAAGAGGUGAGUAGAGAGGAAAUACUUUUGCUAUUCAGUCAGUAUGACGUCACAAGACUGGACAGGUACUCGAAAAACAUGGCCGACUACAGACAGGUGAAAGACCUCCUCCAGAGGUUGUCCACUCUCGUCUUUCAAGGGAAGAUCAAACUCGAACUGGCCACUAUCAAAUCGGCUGUUCUGUUAGGGGUCGGACUACAAGGCAAAUCCGUUGACCAAUUAGCUGAGGAGUUAGAUCCAAAUGAUAGAAAGUACCCAGCCAAUCAGGUGCUUGCAAUCCUCAACCAAACUGUCAAGUGUAUAGUGGAGAAAUUGCACCAGAUCUUAAGAGAUGUUGAAGCUUCACAACUAUCCAACUUGAAAGAAAUGAUUCCUGUAAACAUAUCUCUUGACGAUGAUUUGCUGGAAGCAGCCGAGUCUGAAAAACAGCGCGCCAUCACGGAGCACAAGCGGAAACUGAGUGACAGCUACGGCGAUGAGAUCAGGAAACGUUUCAAAAGAAAGAAUGACGUCAAUUUUAAAAAGUCAAAAAAGUUUAAGAAGAAAUAGUUACAUUAGUACGAAAUAUAUAUCUAAUAUAAAUUUAUUCUGUCUUCUUGAACAGUGAUUAUUUUUUUCUUACUUAUGAUUGCUUUGAAUUGAAUUUUUCUUUCUGUAUCACCUAGUAGGUUGCAAAUGCUCAAGCAGAGCAAAGUAUUUGUGUUAUCUAUCGUAAUAAAUGAAUGACGCAACUAUGU